Darwinula stevensoni is the source of this 585-nucleotide messenger RNA. NCBI's taxonomy places the organism in Eukaryota, Metazoa, Arthropoda, Ostracoda, Podocopida, Darwinulidae. The record is from the annotation of a GenBank genome assembly.
AUUAGGGUUGGAGAAUCGAGCAACCCUCUACUAAAAGAUCAGAUGUCCUCGAUGAAUCAGAAAGCUAAUCUGAAGACACACGAUACCAACGGAGCAAUGAAAGGCAGCGCAACAACCCUCGACGAAGGACUCGAAAUGAAAGGCAUGGGCUCCACUAGUCACAUCCUAGAAGGGAAUGAGGAGACGCCGUUGCUGGAGAGGGCGAAUAAAGGGUUGACGCUCUACGCCCAGCAGAUGUAUGCCAUGCUGGUCAAGAAGUUUCUCAAUUUCUUCCGGAACAAGGCCCUCAGCAUCACCCAGGUGUUGACGCCGGUGUUCUUCCUGGUGAUCGCCCUCGUCGUGGCCAAGACGUUUCCCGGCGUCGAAGACUCUCGUCCUCUUCUCAUUUCACUUCAACCGUACCGAAACCCGCAAGUGACGGCUGGGCGCGAGGAGGACGUGGCGCCUUUCCUCCAAGGCGUCUUCGACACUUACUUGAAUUAUCUGAGAGCUGACUUCGGGGAGGAGGUGUACGUGCCUGUCAACGAGACCGUGGAGGAUUUCCUCAUCGAAAAGGGGAAGGAGGAUGUGUACUCCUACAACCUG